AGCGUAAGAUGGCGGCGGCGUUGGUGGCGGCAGUGGACGGGGCGGCUGGGCCUGGAACAGUCGGAGCAGCCGCUGGCAGAAGGAUGACCCGAGACGGGAAGGGGGCCGCUGAGCCUGGCCGGUUCCCGUGCUUGUAAUUGCCCCAGCCGGGUACCCCCCUCCCCCCCCGACCGAGACCCGGUCUGUGUCUUGUUCCGGCUCGGCCUGCCCCCCUCUCCUUGGCCGAUUCCCCCCCGCCCCAUUAGGAUGGGUCUGACCGCUUUCGCAAGCUGCUAGGGCUCAGGUCUUUCUCCUUCCUCGGCCCGAAUCACCGCCGGGACGACUGGUUGUCCUUAACUGUUCUCGGUCCUUCAGUGAGUCUCCAGACCUGUUUUCUCAGCUCAGCCCGGCCUCACUGCAGUGGUAGAGGAGGAAAGGCUGGCUGAAGCAAACGUCUUUCAAGAUGUCCAGCAAAGGGAGCAGCACGGAUGGGAAAACAGACUUAGCUAAUGGAAGCCUGUCCAGCAGUCCAGAGGAGAUGUCAGGAACUGAAGAGGGAAAGGAGACAUCCUCAGGCAUUGAAGUGGAGGCCUCAGAUCUGAGUUUGAGCUUGACUGCGGACGAUGGUGGCCCUAAUCGCACCAGCACAGAAAGCCGAGGUACAGACACAGAGAGCUCAGGUGAAGACAAGGACUCUGACAGCAUGGAGGACACUGGCCAUUACUCCAUCAAUGAUGAGAACCGAGCCCAUGAUCGCUCAGAGGAAGAGGAAGAUGAAGAAGAGCAGCCUCGGCACCGUGUACAGCGCAAGCGGGCCAACCGUGAUCAGGACUCAUCAGAUGAUGAGCGGGCCCUGGAGGACUGGGUGUCCUCAGAGACAACAGCCCUGCCCCGACCCCGCUGGCAAGCCCUUCCUGCCCUCCGGGAGCGUGAGCUGGGUUCAAGUGCCCGCUUUGUGUAUGAGGCCUGUGGGGCAAGAGUCUUUGUGCAGCGUUUCCGCCUGCAGCAUGGGCUUGAGGGCCAUACCGGGUGUGUAAAUACCCUGCACUUUAACCAACGCGGCACCUGGCUGGCCAGUGGCAGUGAUGACCUCAAGGUGGUGGUAUGGGAUUGGGUGCGGCGACAGCCGGUUCUGGACUUUGAGAGCGGCCACAAAAGUAAUGUCUUCCAGGCCAAGUUCCUGCCCAACAGUGGUGACUCCACCCUCGCCAUGUGUGCCCGAGAUGGGCAGGUGCGGGUAGCAGAAUUGUCUGCCACACAGUGCUGCAAGAAUACGAAGCGCGUAGCCCAGCACAAAGGAGCGUCGCACAAGUUGGCCCUGGAGCCGGACUCUCCCUGUACGUUCCUGUCUGCAGGUGAAGAUGCUGUAGUUUUCACCAUUGACCUGAGACAAGACCGGCCAGCUUCGAAACUGGUGGUGACAAAAGAAAAAGAGAAGAAAGUGGGGCUGUAUACAAUUUAUGUGAAUCCUGCCAAUACCCACCAGUUUGCAGUGGGAGGACGAGAUCAGUUUGUGAGGAUUUAUGACCAGAGAAAAAUUAAUGAGAAUGAGAACAAUGGAGUACUCAAGAAAUUCUGUCCUCAUCACCUGGUGAACAGUGAGUCCAAAGCAAACAUCACCUGUCUUGUGUACAGCCACGACGGCACAGAACUCCUGGCCAGUUACAAUGAUGAAGACAUUUACCUCUUCAACUCCUCUCACAGCGACGGGGCUCAGUAUGUUAAGAGAUAUAAGGGUCACAGAAAUAACGCCACAGUAAAAGGUGUCAAUUUCUAUGGCCCCAAGAGUGAGUUUGUGGUGAGCGGUAGUGACUGCGGGCACAUCUUCCUGUGGGAGAAAUCAUCCUGCCAGAUCAUUCAGUUCAUGGAGGGGGACAAGGGAGGCGUGGUAAACUGUCUCGAGCCCCACCCUCACCUUCCUGUGCUGGCUACCAGUGGCCUGGAUCAUGAUGUGAAGAUCUGGGCGCCCACAGCUGAAUCCUCCACUGAGCUGACAGGGUUAAAGGAUGUGAUCAAGAAGAACAAGCGAGAGCGGGAUGAAGAUAGCUUGCACCACACUGACCUGUUUGAUAGCCACAUGCUGUGGUUCCUCAUGCAUCACCUGAGACAGAGACGCCAUCACCGGCGCUGGCGAGAACCUGGGGUUGGGGCCACAGAUGCAGACUCUGAUGAGUCUCCCAGCUCCUCAGACACAUCGGACGAGGAAGAGGGCCCUGACCGGGUGCAGUGUAUGCCAUCCUGAGGCUUCACACCUAGGAGGGUUGGGCUGAACUACCAACCCAAACCUGCCUGGGCAACCCUUUCCUUGUCCCAGGCCCCUACAUUCAGCAAAAGAGCACUUUGGACUUUUUGCUUUAGAUAAAAAAAAAAAAAGAAGGACAUCCCAGGAAAAGGUCAAACCAGAGGGGAAUGAACCAAAAGAGAGAAUUUAGGAAUGGGAAUUGAGCCCUGGAAUGGAGUUCCAUGGAGCUAUGCAUAGCACUCAGCAGAAACGGCCUCUACCCAGAGUCUUUUGAGGGGUGGGGGUGGGGGUCCUAUUUUGCUAACUGGGUUAGGCUAGGGAACGGGGCUUCCUUUUCUUUACUCUCCCUUGUUUCUUGGGCAGGGGGUGGGGAAAACAACUGACUGAACCAAGGGGCCAGAGUGGGCAGUAGGAGACCACUCUGUCUUUGGUUUAGGUUUUUGACCUUUUCUUCCUUUGUUUUUUUUAUGUAUUUGACAGUUUGUUUCUUCCCUCCUGAGCAGUCCCAUCCCAGAACCCUGUUUUUCAAGGAAGACCUAGAGCCCCUAAGCAUCCCGCUCUUCACUUUCCAUACCUUAUUCACUUCCUGUACUUACCACAGUGUUUUGCACUUGAUUAUGUAUCCUUCACUCUCUUCAUCCCAUCACCCCCUAAACAGAUAGAGGGAGGGAGGCUGGGGAGAGGUGGGAGGCAGGCCUGGCAGUGGAGGAAAACUAGGAAGGAUGUUACCUCUUCUGUUAUUUUGUUUAAGUUGUUUGGUGGCAGCAGUCUCCCUGUCCUUAUCACUGUUAGAGGCCUAAUUUUCUAUCUAUAAAUAUGUUUAAAAAGCAAGUCAAACUUGGAUGUAUCAAGUUAAAAUUAUUGUCAAAGUUUAAAUACCUAUAUAUUCUUUAUGAAUGAAAUAAAGGGACUUAAAGAGUGAGCAAGAGUACUGAUGUGGAGGUGACACUUGCGGUCAGCUUACCUUGAGAAAUAGCCACUGGGCCACUGGAGCUUGGGGCUUACCCCUUAGACUUUAGGAGGCUCGAAUAUGGAAGAAUCCUCAAUUCUGCCUUUCCCUGCUCACCUGCCUUGCAGUGAAGGUUCAGAAAAACAGGAAAUUCCUCUCAACUCUUUGCCUCAGAUCUCCUACCUCUCUUAAAGUCUCUCGGGGGUUCCCAGGAUGGCUCUUCUCACCAGAGGCUGGCCUGUCUUUAAAACUUGACUGAACUGUAACUUCAGGAAGGGCACAGCCACUGCAGACUGUCCUGAUACUGCAUAUCACACACA
This is a messenger RNA of Ochotona curzoniae (black-lipped pika), 3490 nucleotides long. It is a transcript of the gene DCAF8, whose product is annotated as DDB1 and CUL4 associated factor 8. Lineage: Eukaryota; Metazoa; Chordata; Mammalia; Lagomorpha; Ochotonidae. Bases 443 to 2221 code for a protein of 592 amino acids. Gene Ontology annotation, molecular function: protein binding. Gene Ontology annotation, cellular component: cytoplasm; Cul4-RING E3 ubiquitin ligase complex. The transcript is spliced from 14 exons. The record is from RefSeq and is a predicted model, not a curated record.